CCGGCGCGCGCGAGGCGCGGGAAUCUCUCCGGCGGGCAGGGCACGGCAAGCAGACGUGCACCGCUGCUGGAACGCAGGCGGCGCGGGGGGCAGUCGGGAGAGCGCUGGGGCUUCGGCGGCGCCGGGCCAGAGGCGGGGCAGGAAGGCACGGGCGGCGCCGCAGCCUGGCGCGGCGUGGGGAGUGGACCCUGUCCGCGGUCCCCCUUAGGGGUGCCUCCUGCCCCAGGCCCCUGCAGAGGACACGCAUCAGCACGUUCCUGCUGUUGUCGUUUCAUCCUAUGUCAUAGCCCCUCCCUCAGGCCUGGGGCUCCCCCUACACCCGUGGCCCCAUUAUCACCAGGCCCAACCCCCACAGUGACCGGCGCUCCGGGCCCUGUCCCUCUCUACCAUCCCGGCUCCCGGGGAACCGAGCGCCCCGGCCGGGACGCCCGCCAAAGGCACUCGUCAGCACUUUCUCACCCCUGUCAUCUCAUCCCUCUGCCUAGUUCGACCCCAGGCCUAGGAACCCCGGUUCCCUCUGGCCCUUUGUCCCCCGGCCGAGCCCCACGCUGACCGCAGACAGCCCUAGCCCCUGAACCGCCGCGUCUCGGGCGGCAGCGCGCCGCCACCCAGGAUGCAGCCUGCAGGCAGGGCGGCAGUCAGGGAGGCGGUGGGCCGCGACGCACUGGCCGCGGACCUCCGGUGCAGCCUCUUCGCUUCGGCCCUGCAGAGCUACAAGCGCGACUCGGUGCUGCGGCCCUUUCCCGCGUUCUAUGUCCGUCGCGACUGCAAGGACUUUGAAGCCCUGCUUGCAGAUACCAGCAAGUUACCCAACCUGAAAGAACUUCUCCAGUCCUCCAGAGACAAAGACAAAUGGGCCUGGGACCUGGUGAGCUGGAUUUUGUCCUCAAAGGUCCUGACCAUCCACAGUGCAGGGAAGUCAGAGUUUGAAAAGAUCCAAAAGCUGACUGGUGCCCCUCACACUCCUGUCCCCAUGCCGGACUUCCUCUUUGAAAUCGAGUACUCCGACCCUGCGAAUGCCAAAUUUUAUGAGACCAAAGGAGAAAGAGACCUAAUCUACGCCUUCCACGGGAGCCGUCUAGAAAACUUCCAUUCCAUCAUCCACAAUGGCCUGCAUUGCCACCUGAACAAGACAUCCUUGUUUGGGGAAGGGACCUACCUCACCAGUGACUUGAGCCUGGCCCUCAUUUAUAGCCCCCAUGGCCAUGGGUGGCAGCGCAGCCUCCUUGGCCCCAUCCUCAGCUGCGUGGCUGUGUGUGAGGUCAUUGACCAUCCAGAUGUGAAGUGCCAAACCAAGAAGAAGGAUUCCAAGGAGCUAGAUCGCAGGAGAGCAAGAAUCAAGCACAGCGAAGGGGGCGACAUCCCUCCAAAGUACUUCGUGGUCACCAAUAACCAGCUCCUGCGAGUGAAGUACCUGCUGGUGUACUCACAGAAGCAGCCCAAGAGCAGGGCUUCGAGCCAGCUGUCCUGGUUUUCCAGCCAUUGGUUUACAGUCAUGAUAUCCCUGUAUCUGCUGCUGCUGCUCAUAGUGAGUGUCAUCAACUCCUCAGCUUUCCAACACUUUUGGAAUCGUGUGAAGAGAUAAUCUUUCUGGGCCUGGUAUGGGGGCCACCUCAGCCAUGUGCCUUAUGACAACUUGUUCUGUACCUCCUGUACCCCAUGUCCAGCCAGGUUGAGCCUGGCAGCCAGCUGGGGAACCACAGGACAAUUUUCAUGUGCCAUAAAUGUAUCAAUUGCCUUUGAUGAUGCUCCCAGCCACACUCCGGCCAACGGGGACCACUGGUUCCUCACUCGUAGGUUUUGGGGAGCCCUCCUGUCUGCUCCUUCCUAAACAGUCCUAGGGAGUUGGCUUUUCCAUCAGGGCCAAAGGAAAAAGUCUUACUGCAUUUAAAAACAAAGUGUCCAAGCUGUCAGCGGUGUGUUUACAAUCGCUGCUGGCGGACGUUGGCCUUUCUCUAAUGCCUUCUGGAAGGUGGAAAAUGUGUAGUGGGGACGAUAAAUCACUAGGCGGUUGCCUUGUUUUGACUUGAGACACUCAAGAGGAACAGUCAUGUUUCUCAUAAAAAUCGGUGGGACCGUUUUUGAAUUCCAUCAGCCUUUGUCUAUGAGUACAAAACAUUUUUAGUUUUCUCAAAUCAACAAACAGCCGCCUGCUACAGCCAUAACCCCCAUGCCCUACCAUGGAUGAGAAAGAAAGGAGUCAGAGACCUGAUUAAAAAAUGCAAACUUAACAAUGAGCAACUUAAGUUGUCUUUUUCAAAAAAUUCCCAGCUGCUGAUUAUAGCUGCUGGCCUGCCUCCUGAUCUUGUUCUCAUGAAGCUGCCUUGAUUACGGCCUGCUAGCCCCAAGUGCUACGCUAUAGGCCCUCUGUCGCUGCAGGCCUUCGGACAGAGGCGUGCCUCAGUGUGCUACAGAUGUGCGUGGGCUGAGCCUCCUUCAGAGGGGUUGCAGGUCUUUGGGACUCAGCCUGGGCUUUAUGUGUGCAGGAAAAGCCUCUGGCUGCCUAGAGAGCCAUGGUUCUACUUCCUGUACUCUCUGCCCCUCCUUCCUGCCCCAUUUCAGCCAUAACGGAGCCCUGUCUGAUUUGGGGGGAGCUUUCUAUCAAGAAGGGGGAAAGUAAUUUUUCUAUACUUUGUGAAGUUGUGAAAAAGCCAUUAUCAUGGUUUUUACAUUGAAUAUUGGAACAUUUCAAAAAUAAUAAAAGUAUUUUCCUAAUUA
Hipposideros armiger (great roundleaf bat) is the source of this 2718-nucleotide messenger RNA. RefSeq names its product poly(ADP-ribose) polymerase family member 16 (gene PARP16). NCBI's taxonomy places the organism in Eukaryota, Metazoa, Chordata, Mammalia, Chiroptera, Hipposideridae. Gene Ontology annotation, molecular function: NAD+ poly-ADP-ribosyltransferase activity. Bases 614 to 1585 code for a protein of 323 amino acids. The transcript has 6 exons. The record is from RefSeq and is a predicted model, not a curated record.